AUGGAUUUAAAAUUAUUAGCACCAAAGAAUGACAUAAGAUCUCUAAAAGUUCAAGUUGUUGCCUCUUUUUGUAAUUUAAAAUUAAAUAUACCUCAGUUUACUUUAGGAAAAGAUGAUAAAAGUGAGGAAUUUUUAAGAUAUUCUCCAUUAGGAAGAUUGCCAGUUUUGUUAACUUCUAAUGGAUCCUUAUUUGAAAGUAAUGCUAUUUGUAAAUAUUUAUGCAAUUUAAGAAGAGAACAUAACUUAUUAGGACAGGGAGUUUUUGAAGAAGCACAAGUAAAUAUGUGGAUUGAUUUUAAUACAUACGAAUUGGAAAUACCAAUAUGUUGCUAUGUAACUAAUAAAUCUUGUGAAAAAUCAUUAAAUCAUAUAAAAGAUUCUUUUAAUUGCUUAAAUAAUCAUUUAUUAUUAAAUCAAUUUAUGGUUGGUAAUUAUAUUACUCUUGCUGACUUAUUCAUAUGCGUUAUCAUAAUGUUUGCUUUGAAAUCAGAAAAAUUAGAUGUUAGUUUUCUUAAAAAGUAUAAAAAUUUAAAUAGGCUAUUUGAAACCGUAUCUAAUCAAAAACAAUUUAAAUAUGUGUUUUCAGAUUCUACUGUUAAAAAGCCUCAAGAAAAAAAUAAAAAAGUUGAAACAAAACCUAUUGAUAAAAAGAAAAAAAAUAGUGAUGAUGAAGAUCAAUUAUUGGAUGAUGAGCUUACUGAAAAAAAACCAAAAAAAGUUAAUCCAUUAGAUUUAUUACCACCAUCUACAUUUUCUUUGGAUGAUUGGAAAUAUAAAUUUAGUAAUGAAAAAGAUUUACUUAAUAAUGCUAUGCCACAUUUCUGGAAAACUUUUGAUAAUAAUGGUUGGUCAUUAUAUUAUAUGAAAUAUGAUAAAUUAGAAGAUGAAUGUCAAAUUUCUUUUGUAGCUUGUAAUAUGGCUGGUGGAUUUUUACAAAGGUUAGAAAAUAAUUUUUCGAAAUACUCAUUUGCUGUUGUAACUGUUUUAGGUGAAAAUAAAUCUUAUGAUAUUGAAGGAGUUUGGUUAUUUAGAGGCGUAGAUAUUCCAUUUGAAAUGAAAGAUCAUCCAUCUUUUGAGUAUCAUAUAUUCACUAAAUUAAAUAUAAACAAUAAUGAUGAUAGAAAAUUAGUAGAAGAUUACUGGUGUUCUAAAGAAACAAUAAACAAUAGACCAGUGGUAGACAGAAAAGUAUGGAAAUAA
Messenger RNA from Plasmodium gallinaceum, 1200 nucleotides. Its product is annotated as elongation factor 1-gamma, putative. The coding region runs from base 1 to 1200 and encodes 399 amino acids. Gene Ontology annotation, cellular component: cytoplasm; nucleus. Gene Ontology annotation, molecular function: translation elongation factor activity. The record is from RefSeq and is a predicted model, not a curated record. NCBI's taxonomy places the organism in Eukaryota, Apicomplexa, Aconoidasida, Haemosporida, Plasmodiidae. The transcript has 2 exons. Gene Ontology annotation, biological process: translational elongation.